AUGGAUGUACAAAUCCUUUCCCUGGAGAGGGUUAAACCAUCUUCUCCAACUCCAAACCACCUUAGAAACCACAAGCUAUGCCUAUUGGAUCAGCUCUUCCCGGUUGCGUAUGCGCCAAUCGUCUUCUUCUAUUCCUAUACUAGUUAUCGAGUUCUUGAAAAAAUAUCCGAGCUCAAGAAAUCGUUAUCGGAAACCCUAUCGCGGUUUUUCCCACUUGCGGGCACUAUCAUAGACGAUCUCUCAAUCGAUUGCGACGACCAAGGAGCCUCUUUCACCACCGCAAAAGUCGACUGUCGCCUAAACGACUAUCUCGGAAACCCUAAUCUUGAGUUGAUAGCUAAGUUUCUCCCAAGCGAGAUCACUACCACCGGGUUAUUGUUGCCCGUGACUAACAUCCAAGCAAGUGUGUUCGAGUGCGGUGGGAUUGCUAUCGGUGUUUACGUAUCCCACAAGGUUCUCGAUGGCACUGCAUUAAGCACUUUCUUGAAAUCUUGGGCUAGUGUUGCCAAUUCGCGAUUGUGGGGUUCUUUGUUCAAGAAAGGAAGGUUUAUAACCAAGAGAUUCGUCUUUGAGGAGCCCGCAAUUGCCUCACUUAAGAAAAUGGCAAACGGAUUGAGUGGGCCCGGCCCGGUUACACGUGUGGGGGUCGUUUCGGGGUUUAUAUGGAAAUGUGCAAUUGCUGCAUUUGAAGAGAGGUUCGGGUUGAAGAAGCCUUCUUUGCUCACACAUGUGGUGAAUUUGAGAAGAAGGGCUUCUCCGAAUUUCUCGGAGCACUCCCUUGGCAAUCUCGUCUGGGUUGCAAGCGCGAAGAUGAAAGCGCAUUUCAAAGAGAUUGAAAAUUUUGUUAGGUGUGAAGAUCAUGUGCAUGGUUUUAGCAUCACGAGUUGGUGUAAUUUAGGUUUGUAUGACGUCGAUUUCGGGUGGGGGAAGCCCGUUUGGGUUACGAGCAUUGAUGCGAGUGGCCCGUUUUUUAUGAAUCUUGCUAUUUUGGUUGAUAUGAGGUAUGGUGAUGGGAUUGAGGCAUGGGUGACUUUGGAUGAACAAGAAAUGGAUAUAUUGGAACAUAAUCAAGAAUUUGCAACUUUUGCUUUCUUGAAUCCAAGGUGA
Molecule: messenger RNA, 1107 nt
Organism: Erythranthe guttata (spotted monkey flower)
Lineage: Eukaryota; Viridiplantae; Streptophyta; Magnoliopsida; Lamiales; Phrymaceae
Source: RefSeq, a predicted model, not a curated record